AUGAACUUAGUUACAACUGUAAUUGCUAUUACCUCCGCACUAGCCAUUGUCUUGGCCUUAGUUUCUUUCUGACUUCCUCAAAUAACACCAGAUCAUGAAAAGCUUUCCCCCUACGAAUGCGGCUUUGACCCCUUAGGCUCUGCCCGUUUGCCAUUCUCCCUUCGCUUUUUUCUUGUUGCUAUUCUUUUUCUUCUCUUUGACCUAGAAAUUGCCCUUCUCCUACCCCUGCCUUGAGGCGACCAACUUGCAACCCCCUUAAUAACCUUUUUAUGAGCUUCAGCCGUUCUGGCUUUACUAACCCUAGGCCUAAUCUAUGAGUGACUCCAAGGCGGCUUAGAGUGGGCUGAAU
Messenger RNA from Perca flavescens (yellow perch), 349 nucleotides. The record is from the annotation of a RefSeq genome assembly. NCBI's taxonomy places the organism in Eukaryota, Metazoa, Chordata, Actinopteri, Perciformes, Percidae.